AUGAAUUACAAUAAUAAUUAUUUGGAUUAUAAUAUUCACGAUAGAAGAAAAGUAAAUAAUGCUAAUCAAAAAGAAAAUGGCCAAUGGGAAAAUAUUAGUUAUAUUAAAAAUAAUCAGAUAAAUGCAGUAAAUAAAACGAACAUAAAUAUGUCUAAUGAAAACUACAUGAAAGGCUAUAUUAAUAAUAACAAUAAUAUUUAUACAAAUGUAAAAAAUAAUAAUAUGAAUUUAGGUAAUUAUAAUUUAAAAUCAGAAAAUAAUUUUGUUAAUUUUAAUAGCUUUGAUCAUAAGGAUAAAAAUAGUAUUAACACACCAUCUCAUUAUGUGAGCUCACAUCCAAUUUUGGGAAAUAAAAGAAAAAAAGAAAUUUAUAAUAAUUUUUCUAAUAAUUUAAAUCCUAAUAUUGAAAUGAACAAUGAAAAAUUUAAUUAUAUAAAUAAUACAAAUAAUGUAAUUAAUGAUAAUAAUUUAGUGAUGAAUGGAAGAAAUAUAAUCAAUGAUAAUUAUAAACAUCAAUUAAAUGAUAAUAAUUUUGGAUUUAAUAAAAGUACAUAUAAUAAAUUAGAUAGAAUAAAUGAAAAACAUUAUACCAAUGUAAUAUUAAAUAAUGAAUUAAGGGAAAAUACUUUUGAAGAAAAUAAUAUGCAAUUUGCGAAUAAUUUAAAUCAAAAAAGUGAUUUGAAUAAGUUAUAUAAUUUUUCACAGCCUUUUAAAAAUGAUGAUAUGACAAAUAGUAGCUAUUUUAAUAAAAGUAGUAAUAAAGAAGGAGAACAUAAAGGAAUAGUGCACAACAUUUUUGAAACCUUAACAAAUAAUGUAGAAAACAAAAAUGAAAUAAAUAAUUUAGUAAAACAGAAAGUUGCUAAUAUGGUUAUAAAUGAAAUAGAAAAAAAAAUUGAAAUAAAUGAUUCUAGUUUUUUAUGUAAUAAAUUAUCAUUAUUACGUCAGUAUUUUGAUGUAACACAUGCUUAUGUAGUUAAUAAAAUAUUAUUUAUACUUAUUCCAUAUAUAUAUAUACGCAAAGCUAUAUGUGAAUCAAGAACAUAUUAUGUAUAUGCUCACUUAAAAAAAAAAAUGGAGUUAACUCAAAAAGAUAAGCAUUUUAACUCAGCAUUUGCUUUAAAUGAAUAUAAUAAUGAAUUAAAACUAAAAAAUCAAGAUCAAAAGAAUAAAGAAAAAGAAAAUGAAUUAAAUUCCGAAAAUAAAAAAUUUUUUUUUAAUAAGAAAAUGAAUAAUGUGAAUUUAGUUAGGAAUAAUUCUAAUGAUAUUAAUUAUGUAGAUUAUAGUAAUAUUGGGAUAUUUAAAGCAGAUUUAUAUAUUCCUUUAAUGUCAAUAAUCACAUAUAUCUUAUUGUAUACCCUAACUUUAACAGCUAAAAAAAAUAACUUUAUAUUUAAACCUGAUAAUUUAUUUAAUAUUUCUUCAUACGUAUUUGUAUUAAUAUUAUUGGAGACAACUAUAAUAAAAUUUCUCUUUCUUUUAGUAUGCCGUGAUAUCAACUUAUCCUUUUUACACAUAUUAUCCUUUAUUUCUUAUAAAUUUGUUAUUAUGUGUGCUUUAAUUAUCACAAAAAUAUUUUUUUAUUUUACUUAUUUUAUGUAUACAUCUAUUGUUGGUAUAGACAAUGAAAGUACCAACACAAUACAAUCAAACAAAACAUUAUUACCUAAUAAUUCUCAUAAUGUAUUUAAAAAUUUAAAUAAUAAUUUUACUUUUAAUUUUAGCUUAUAUAAUAUUAUUUUACUCUUGAACAAUAGUGCGACAUAUAGAUUUACUCAAUUUUAUUUUUAUAUAACGGUAAGUAUACAAAUGAUACAAAUUUUUAAAUCUAUUCAUUUAUAUAUUCAUGAUAAUUCUAAUUUAUUGAAUAAUUAUAAUAUUAAGAGAAUAAAUAUUUUAAUUCUUAUUUUCUCAUUUUCUCAAAUUUUUUUUUGUUGGAUACUUACACCUUCUUUUACUUAA
Molecule: messenger RNA, 1962 nt
Organism: Plasmodium relictum
Lineage: Eukaryota; Apicomplexa; Aconoidasida; Haemosporida; Plasmodiidae
Product: C-13 antigen, putative
Exons: 1
Coding region: 1-1962 (653 amino acids)
Biological process (GO): endoplasmic reticulum to Golgi vesicle-mediated transport
Cellular component (GO): endoplasmic reticulum membrane; endoplasmic reticulum-Golgi intermediate compartment; COPII-coated ER to Golgi transport vesicle
Source: RefSeq, a predicted model, not a curated record